AUGCUUCCAAUUUACGAAAUCACCACUAAUCAAAGAGAACAAGAAGACUUCAAAGCUGAGAAACUGGUUAUGACCGCCGCGAGUAUGGCCUGCCGGGCGAUGUCGAUGCAAUUCGUGCCUCAACCCGGAUCUUUGCGACAUCAGCAGGAGCAGAUGCAAUUCUACGCUGACUUCGCAGCAAGAGACCCGGAAUUGAAGAAGUCGUUUGAGAAGAAACUGGUUCGGAAGAUCGACAUUCGUCUAUUGCCACUUCUCGUCAUCAUGUACCUCAACAACUUCCUGGACAGAUCCGCUCUGGCCCAAGCACGAAUUGGUACACUCGAAGAAGAUCUGGGCAUGAACCCUUCAGGCACCGACUUCAGUCUUGCGACCUCGAUUCUCUUCGUCGGUUACAUCUUGGGCCAGCUUCCGUCUAAUCUUCUCCUGACUCGCCUUCGACCCUCAUGGUAUCUUGGCAUCGUGAUGGGGAUCUGGGGCGUCGUCUGUGCACUGACAUCAACGGUGCAGAAUCUCGGCGGGCUGAUUGCUGUCCGGGCCUUUUUGGGAGUCACUGAAGCUCCCUUCUUCCCCGGAGCAAUAUUUCUCAUGAGCUGCUGGUACAAUCGCGCCGAACUCACUGGUCGCAUUGCUUGGUUCUACAGCGGUGUAUCCUUGGCCAACAUGUUCGGAGGAUUGAUCGGAGCGGGAGUGCUAGGGAACAUGGAAGGAAAGCUAGGGAUCGCGGGUUGGAGAUGGCUCUUCAUCAUCUCCGGAUCCAUCACUGUCUUCUUUGCACUUUGCUGCAUCUUCGUCUUGCCAGACUUUCCGGCCACCACAAAAUGGCUGACGCCCGAAGAAAGAGCUUUCGCUCAAUGGCGACUACAGCUGGACGCUGGCGAGGACGAUGACAAUCAUGCGGUCUCACUCUGGCAAGGUCUGAAGCUGUGCUGCAAAGACUACCGCCUCUAUCUCUUCCUCCUACUCCAGCACAUCUCGACGCUGUCGAUGACCUUCCAGUACUUCUUUCCAAGUAUCGCGCCUGUAUGGUUCGCUGCAUUUUUGAUAUCUGUCGUGACGACAUACACUGCCGGACGCACUAAAGAUCGAAGCAUCCAUAUCAUAUGCCUCCUCAUGAUUUCUUGCGUCGGCAAUAUCAUCGUCACAGCAACACUACACACUGGAGCACGUUUCUUCGCCAUGUUUUUAAUGCCUUUGGGAGCAGUCCCAGCUUUUCAAAUCAUCGUUGCCUGGGUCUCCAACUCCUUCAUCCGACCAACCGUCAAACGCUCCGCCGCCAUCGCGAUCUGCAACACUUUCGGCAACAGUGCCACGAUUUACGGAGCUUACAUGUAUCCUCUCUCCGAUCGACCUCGAUACUUGCCAGGUGGAGCGGCAACAGCAGUCAUCUGCUUGCUGGUGGCAGCAUUGGCAUUCGUGCUUCGAAUCGUGCAUAUCCGGGAGAACAAGAAAUUGGAAGUGGCUGAGAAUGAGGGCAUUAGCGAGGCUGUGCCGGAAGAGGAGAGGAGAGGGAGAGGCUUCAGAUAUGUCUACUGAGAAGAAAGACAGCUCGGCGAUGAC
Messenger RNA from Pseudocercospora fijiensis CIRAD86, 1557 nucleotides. RefSeq lists its product as uncharacterized. The coding region runs from base 1 to 1533 and encodes 510 amino acids. Gene Ontology annotation, molecular function: transmembrane transporter activity. The record is from RefSeq and is a predicted model, not a curated record. Gene Ontology annotation, biological process: transmembrane transport. NCBI's taxonomy places the organism in Eukaryota, Fungi, Ascomycota, Dothideomycetes, Mycosphaerellales, Mycosphaerellaceae. The transcript is spliced from 5 exons. Gene Ontology annotation, cellular component: membrane.